Molecule: messenger RNA, 273 nt
Organism: Penicillium argentinense
Lineage: Eukaryota; Fungi; Ascomycota; Eurotiomycetes; Eurotiales; Aspergillaceae
Exons: 2
Coding region: 1-273 (90 amino acids)
Source: RefSeq, a predicted model, not a curated record
AUGGACUCACUCACCACAUUCGCUUGGAAGCUUAAGGUGGCGCACGCGCCUCAUCGUAUAAAGGAAGGGAGCGUGGAUAGAUGCGAGCCAGAUGAUAUGGAGAAGGAAAGGCACACCAUCUUCCUGAAUACUCUUUCAUGGACUCUGGACGGGGUCGUCGAAUAUCAAAAAUAUAUUGACGACCUGAUCAACAACCAUCAUGGGUCUCCUGGAAGAGACCUGAGUUACAACAGAGGUUCGAAAGGAAGCUUGAGCGAAAUUAUGGCCUUUUAG